Larimichthys crocea (large yellow croaker) is the source of this 1309-nucleotide messenger RNA. It is a transcript of the gene tmtops3a, whose product is annotated as teleost multiple tissue opsin 3a. Gene Ontology annotation, molecular function: G protein-coupled receptor activity. NCBI's taxonomy places the organism in Eukaryota, Metazoa, Chordata, Actinopteri, Sciaenidae. The coding region runs from base 125 to 1300 and encodes 391 amino acids. The transcript is spliced from 4 exons. Gene Ontology annotation, cellular component: membrane. Gene Ontology annotation, biological process: G protein-coupled receptor signaling pathway; visual perception. The record is from RefSeq and is a predicted model, not a curated record.
UACAGGGGUGCAGGUAUGAAGAAGUGCACUCUAAUAACUGGGCUGUGCAUUGGCCCUGAUGAGCUGGGGGCUGUGAGGGACUCCUCGCUGCUCCUCUCCAGUCCUCUGCUCUCGUUUCACUGAUAUGGUCGUGCACAUAGGCAGUUACAAUUUCAGCACCACAGACAGCUCUCUCUCCAGCUCCAUCCUUAGCACCGACGCCUCCACCCUGCGGGACCCCCAGGCACCCCAGAGCCCCGGCGGGCUGAGCCGUACUGGCCACACGGUGGUAGCAGUAUGCCUCGGCUUCAUUUUAGUGGCGGGGAUCCUGAGCAACCUCCUCGUUCUUCUCAUCUUCGCAAAGUUUCGCUCCCUCUGGACGCCCAUCAAUCUCAUCCUGUUGAACAUCAGUUUGAGCGACAUCCUCGUGUGCGCUUUCGGGACACCCUUCAGUUUUGCCGCGAGUCUGCACGGGAGAUGGCUGAUUGGAGAGGAGGGCUGCAAGUGGUACGGGUUUGCCAAUUCCCUCUUUGGGAUCGUGUCCCUAGUGUCCCUGUCUGCUCUCUCCUAUGAGCGCUACACCACUGUUCUGCGUUCCACGGAGGUCGAUGUCUCAGACUUUAGGAAGGCCUGGUUCUGUAUCGGAGGCUCCUGGCUCUACUCUCUCCUCUGGACCGUGCCACCAUUCCUGGGUUGGAGUAGCUAUGGGCCCGAGGGACCCGGUACCACAUGCUCUGUCCAGUGGCACCUCCGUUCACCCACCAGCAUCUCAUAUGUGUUGUGUCUCUUCAUCUUCUGUCUGCUGCUGCCCCUUCUUACCAUGGUCUACUCUUAUGGCCGAAUCCUGGUUGCAGUCAGGAGGGUGGGUAAGAUCAAUCUGCUGACAGCCCAGCGCAGGGAGCAGCACAUUUUGGUGAUGGUGUUGUCCAUGGUGUCCGGCUACAUGCUGUGCUGGAUGCCCUACGGUGUUAUGGCACUGAUGGCCACCUUCGGCAGGUCAGGAUUGGUCACUCCCAUGGCUAGUGUGGUACCCUCCAUCCUGGCUAAGUUCAGCACUGUCGUCAACCCGGUCAUCUACAUGUUCUUCAACAACCAGUUUUAUAGAUGCUUUGUGGCCUUUGUGAAGUGCAGCAGUGAACCUGGGUCCAUUCUAGGGGAGAAGCACCCAACUCGGAGGUCACAGGCUUCUGGUUUCCUCCCUGUCCAUAGACAAGCCUCCCUCAGCUCUUCACCACCUCAGGAUCUCAGCAGCUCCAGAAGCACUAUCCUCUGCAGCCGGCACAAGGGACGCCACACUCUGGUUGUCCACUACACUCCAUAAAAGCUCUUC